AUGCAUAAUACAAAAUUGAAAAUUCUAAUGAUCGGACCGUGUGAUAGUGGAAAAACAUUAAUAGCAAACUUCAUUUCUGAAUCUAUAAAUUUAGACGAAGUUAAUAUUACCAGGCCAACCCAAGGUGUUCGAAUUGUUGAAUUUGAAUUGUCCAACUUAAAUGUGAAUGGAAAGAUUCAUAAUGUUGAUAUAGAACUAUGGGAUUGUAGCGGAGAUCACAGAUUUGAAUCCUGCUGGCCAGUUUUGCGCCUUGGAGUUCAAGGGGUCAUAUUAGUUUGUUCGUCUAAUACUAUAAAUACUGCUGGAAGAGAAAUGGAGCUCCUGUACAAUUAUUUUGUUUCACAACCGAAGUUGUCUGCAAAACAAUGCGUUCUUUUUUACAAUAAUAUAGAAGAACAAGACGAUAUGGAGUCAUUAAAUUUAUCUCCAACUUUCUCGAAAGUUUCUCAGGUGGCUGUGAACAUGAAGUCAGGAGGAAAUCGUUUAAAGAUCGAUUUUUCUAACUAUAUUGCCUCAAUUUUGCAAACACUAAAUAAAGAUAAUUAA
Molecule: messenger RNA, 546 nt
Organism: Parnassius mnemosyne (clouded apollo)
Lineage: Eukaryota; Metazoa; Arthropoda; Insecta; Lepidoptera; Papilionidae
Source: the annotation of a GenBank genome assembly